Messenger RNA from Cyprinodon tularosa, 1562 nucleotides. RefSeq names its product Nedd4 family interacting protein 1, like (gene ndfip1l). NCBI's taxonomy places the organism in Eukaryota, Metazoa, Chordata, Actinopteri, Cyprinodontiformes, Cyprinodontidae. The coding region runs from base 154 to 849 and encodes 231 amino acids. The transcript has 8 exons. Gene Ontology annotation, cellular component: perinuclear region of cytoplasm; Golgi apparatus; endoplasmic reticulum. Gene Ontology annotation, molecular function: WW domain binding. The record is from RefSeq and is a predicted model, not a curated record. Gene Ontology annotation, biological process: ubiquitin-dependent protein catabolic process; positive regulation of protein ubiquitination; vacuolar transport.
AUCCGUUCAGCGGUGUUGUAGCUUUACAGCAUUAACAGCUUCCUUUAACCGAGGAGAAGCAGUUUUCAAUUUUGUUGACUGUCGAAUGUUUUAGUUUCACUGUUUUUAACAUUCCUUUGCUGCGGUGGUUGUGUUGUAUCUGUUGUUCGAAGAAUGGCGGAUUCUAGCGCCAGGUAUCAGCAGCUGCCCAACGAGGAGGAGGACACGCAUGAGACUCCUCAGCUCGCCGCUGAUGCUCCCCCUCCAUACAGCAGCAUUGCACUGGACAGUCCUGCCUACUUUGACCACAAGGAAGAUGGGGUUUUCCCUAAGCCUCCAUCCUACAACGUAGCAACGACGCUACCUUCCUAUGACGAAGCAGAAAGAACUAAAGCCGAGACAUCCUCUCCUCUGGUCGCAGCAAGACAGCCUCAUCACAGAGAACGCCUGGAGACUUUUGACGAUAUUAUUCCUGGUUCACUGGAGGACGAGGAGUUUGUCGCCAGAGAUGAUUUUGAUGACGCCGAUCAACUCCGAAUAGGAAAUGACGGCAUCUUUAUGCUCACAUUCUUCAUGGCUUUCCUGUUCAACUGGAUCGGCUUCUUCUUGUCUUUCUGCUUGACCACUUCGGCUGCCGGACGCUACGGUGCAAUCUCCGGCUUCGGACUCUCCCUCAUCAAAUGGAUUCUCAUCGUCAGGUUCUCCGCAUACUUCCCGGGUUACUUUGAUGGACAGUACUGGCUGUGGUGGGUGUUUCUGGUAAUGGGUCUCUUGCUCUUCCUCCGUGGAUUCAUCAAUUACGUAAGAAUCCGCAAGAUGGCAGACACUUUCUCCACUCUUCCCCGCACCCGAGUCCUGUUCAUCUACUGAGCCUCAAAACCAAACUCUUUAUAUUUCAACAUUCUUUUUACUCGGAGUCAAAAAGUGCAUUUUCUUUUUCUCAUCCAAAGUUUGAUCUAUUGGACAUUAAUCUCCCCUUUUUAGUGUAAAACAAUGAAAAGAGAAAUCUCUACAGCACUGAAAUUGUAAGUGGUGAACUGCAAGAUGCUUUCUCUAGUUGUGAUGUUUUUAAAUGAGAAAGGCAUUCAUUUAAAAAUGUCACAACUAGGAAAGCAUUUCACAGUUCACCGCUGCCCCCUGGUGGAUAAAAGGGAGAGCAGUACGCAAAAAUAGUAAGGUAUUAUUUUUGUCUACUGUUCUCCCUUUUAUCCACCAGGUGGCAGCAUUGUACACUUUAUUUUUCUAAAAUCAAUUUCUCACCAUUGCAGAAGAGGUCGAUUCUCAGCCCAGGGUUCUGUGGGUAAUUCUGGGGGUCUGGAUUAAUUUAGGCAAAAUUAUGCAUUUCAGUAUCAUGUGCUCAUAAAUUCUCUGACCAAUGCAGUUUUUUGCUUAUUAGAUAUAAACAAUAUAGUUGAUGUAAAGGGAAUGUUUUAUUGAAGAUUUUGUUUUUCAGAAUCAACCUUAACAGCCAACUUGGACUUCAGUUUUCAGUCAGUCACAUCAUAAUCAACCGCACAGAUAACAGUCACACUAUGUAGCCCCGCCCCAUUAAAAAACCCAAUCAAACAAGAAACAUAAAAAAA